Molecule: messenger RNA, 3024 nt
Organism: Schizosaccharomyces octosporus yFS286
Lineage: Eukaryota; Fungi; Ascomycota; Schizosaccharomycetes; Schizosaccharomycetales; Schizosaccharomycetaceae
Product: ammonium transporter Amt1
Exons: 1
Coding region: 1181-2629 (482 amino acids)
Biological process (GO): ammonium transmembrane transport
Cellular component (GO): plasma membrane
Molecular function (GO): ammonium channel activity
Source: RefSeq, a predicted model, not a curated record
AAAAAGUUAUUAAAACAAUAGAGAUGAGAAGAAUGUUCCUUCAACAGUAUAAAAUUACAAUUGGAACAAACGAAUAAGUACCAAGACGAAAAAACUUCCGCAUGUGUUGUUGUCAAGUUUUAUUUAUAUGAAAAUCCAAAGAAUGGAAAUUUUCAUCGCUGAGAUAUCUGCCUUCUUGUCUUGAUCAAAUCUAUCUGGCAUCGUGGUGUGGUGUACACCAAUUCUUAUCAGUAGUAGUACUAAGGCGACCAUGUCAGUCGGGAGACACACAGACGGUAAGUGAUGUGUAGAAACAAUAGUCUACACCAUUGUUGGUAGCUGCAUGAUGAUGGAAAGAGAAUCUAGGAAAAGGCUUUUUAUAGUCGAGUCAAGCCGAGUCAAAUUCCCACUGCAGGGUUGUAUAGUGUAGUAAAUUGUCGCAGCAAGUCUUUCAUCAACCCUUUUUCUCGUCUUUAGAAACGCCGAUAUCUUCAAUGCCGUAACAUUCUUCCACCCAUUACUAAUAUUCUCGAAAGUUGCUGGGUUGCACUUGUUCAGCUUCUUCUUAACCAAGAUUCUUUUUUGUUUACUUACAUAGCGUGCAGCAUUUUGGUAUUCUAGUUUACCAUAAUUAGAGCCAUUUUCAUGAGUUACGAACCAGUGCACUAUCCCGUGGAGCUUCUGUUGCUUGAUUUGGAAGAUAACUAUUGUCACUUGUGAUGUCAUUAUCAGUCGCACUUUUCUAUCUUACUUUAGUUUUUAUUAGAGGCAAGCGAAGAUAAGCUUCCCAAUCAUCUUCAUCAUAGAUACUGCUUAUCUUUUGCUUAUCGCGAUUAACCUCGACCACGUAUAUGAUACGUGAUAUAAACAGCGGAUACAGGACGCAUGGUUACAGGGGUCUUCUGUUUCUUGCAACGGUUUGAACCGUAUUUUGUAAAUACAUUUUUAGGUAUUGCUUUAGAGUUUAUUAUUUGAUUUUCAAUAGUUUGUACCACAUCGCUAUUGUGCUGAUACAAAACGUCUCCUUGAUAUAUACAUAUAUAUAUAUUUACUAUACUGAGUUGGUACUUUGGAAGCGUAGAAAGAAUCAACAGUGCAUUGUGUAUUUGAUUCGAAAUUAUAUUCAUUGAAUUCUUUUCGCCUUUUUUUUUCUAAUUAUUUUCGUUGAUUUUACAACUCCUAAUUUCAUUGAUUUGCAAAAAUGUCUGCAACGACAAGUGCCACACCUACCCCAAGCGGUGUCAACGGUGGAGACUCUAGGACAGUCGACUUGAACCAAUUCUACAAUGGCGGUGAUAUCUCUUGGAUCCUCGCUAGUACAGCGCUUGUGUUUAUCAUGAUUCCCGGUGUAGGGUUCUUUUACUCUGGUUUGGCCCGUCGUAAAAGUGCCAUCUCGAUGCUCUUCCUUUCCAUGAUGUCGGUCGCCGUUGUGGCAUUUCAAUGGUUCUUUUGGGGAUAUUCACUCACUUUUUCACACAACGGUGGUCCUUAUAUAGGAUCUUUGGCUAACUUUGGUCUGCGCCAAACUCUCGGUAGACCCUCUAGCGUCGCCUCUGGACUUCCCGAUAUCUUGUUUUGCGUCUUUCAAGGCAUGUUUGCUGCCAUCACUCCUGCUUUGGCUAUCGGUGCCGCUGCCGACCGUGGUAGAAUGUUGCCUUGUCUCGUGUUUGUUUUUCUCUGGAGCACAAUCGUUUACGACCCAAUCGCUUUUUGGACCUGGAAUCCAAAGGGUUGGCUCAGUACUUUAGGCUCUUACGAUUUUGCUGGUGGUUCUCCUGUUCACAUCGCUUCUGGUAUGACGGCUCUCGCCUAUUCUAUCGUGGUUGGCAAGAGACACGAUCAUGGCACUGUCCAAUACCGCCCUCAUAACGUUCCUCAUGUUGUCUUGGGUACUGUUCUGCUUUGGUUUGGUUGGUUUGGGUUCAAUGGUGGUUCCGCUGGUUCUGCCAAUAUUAGAGCCGUUAUGGCUUGCGUGGUUACUCACAUCGCUGCUUCCGUGGGUGGCAUCAUUUGGUGUUUAUGGGAUUACAUCCGGACACGUCACUGGUCUGCCGUGGGUUUUUGCUGUGGUGCUGUUGCUGGUUUGGUCGCUAUUACUCCGGGAUCUGGUUUCGUACCACCUUGGGCUGCUGUGGUCAUUGGAGGUGUCGGCGCCUCUGCCUGCUAUGGUGCUACUUACUUGAAGCGAAUCAUCCGUGUAGAUGAUGCAUUAGAUAUUUUUGCAGAACACGGUAUUGGUGGUAUGGUUGGUAACAUCCUAACAGCUCUUUUUUCCGCUGACUACAUCCAAUCCUUAGACGGAUCUACUGGAAACAAGGGUGGUUGGUUGUCCCACCAUUAUAUUCAGCUUGGCUACCAAUUAGCCGAUACCGUUUCUUGUGCAGCCUAUUCUUUUGUCGUUUCUUGUGCCUUGUUAUAUAUCAUGAAUUACAUUCCUGGACUUUCCCUCCGUGUUUCUCGCGAUGAUGAAGUUUUGGGCUUAGAUACUGUGGAAAUCGGUGAAACGUCGUACAAAUUUUCUGAGGAACAUCCGGCUUUGUCGCAUGGUAUUGAAGUCAAUACUCACCAAGAUAGUACCGAAUCCACGAAGGAGAGAACUCGCCAAGAAGAAAAAGAUAUGAGUUCUCGCGAACCUUCAGACGUCGUGUAAGAGCUGUAUACUUAAUUUUUGUUACUCACGUUAAAUUUGUCCCUGAUGCUGUUACGUUUUUUGUCUGGAAACGAAACAAUCAGCAAAAGUCAUCUUUCAAUUCGCCUUUGGAAAGAUUUUUAAAAACAGAAAUUCCUAUUUCUAUACCAUCCUAUCUUCUUGAUAGGUUGAGAAUUCCCUUUUAAUGUUUCAUAUCCUUGAUAUUUGUAUCCUAUUUGAAGAGUUGGUGUCCUAAAGACUGGCUUUUCGUAAGUCUGUUCUUAGUCAACAUAUGCGUUCUUUAAUACCCAACUAUAUAUUACUGGGAACGUUUUCAUUUGUUGUUUUUUGUUUAGAUAUAAUCCUAAUUUGAUUCGUUUACGUUAUUCUUCGUCUGUAAAAAAUGUUGUUCUUCU